AUGCAUUGGUUCAUCUCCUCCGCCCUAUCGUGGGCCCUAGCAGCAGGUGCGGGCUAUGCGGCUUAUCUAGUAUAUGUCAACGGUGGCAAGAAGCCGAUCGCUGAGACUGAAGUCGCUGAACAGAAGCCGAACCAUCGAACGCGGUCUAAGAAGGGAAAAAGCAAAAAAGAAAGAGUCGAUGACGCGAAGUCCUCGAGCAUUCCAGUGAAAUCUUCACAGAUAAAGAAAUCAAAGACCAACUCGGGGAGGAACGUCGAUGCAGUGGAAGAUCCCAACGCCCCUCUGCCGCCCAAAGAAGAGGAGCCUCUCCCUGAGCGUGUGGAUGUAGCACCACCCACCCAAGAACUAUCCGAAUCGGAAGAUGACGAGGAGAACUGGGCGGCUGUUGAGAAGAAACAACGAGAAAAGAAAGCGGCGGAGCCCGAACUCUAUCCGGACUCCCCAGUGGCUGCUGUCGGAGCCGACGAUGCGGCUUUCUAUACAGUCGCAGCCCGACGGCAUCAGCGAGCGAAGGACGCCCAGACUAUUGCUGAUGAGCGAAAAGCAUCUAAGAAUAGACGAAAGCGCGAGAAGCAAAAGCAAAUUAAGGCGCAGGAAGACGCUAUGCAGAAGGCCAGACUGGAGGCCUAUAGAGCGCAGCAGAGGGCUGCGGGUGUCCGCUAUUCGACCAACAGGAAAGCAUUCUGA
Molecule: messenger RNA, 687 nt
Organism: Perkinsus marinus ATCC 50983
Lineage: Eukaryota; Perkinsozoa; Perkinsida; Perkinsidae
Exons: 5
Coding region: 1-687 (228 amino acids)
Source: RefSeq, a predicted model, not a curated record